AUAUUAGUCGAGAAUUGACCGUGCUCGGAUGAGAGUAGGAAAGAAUGGCUUAUUAUUCAGCAGUUAUUCAAGUGUGUUUUUUUCUUUUGGCUUAUUACAUCUGUUUGACGGCUGGAACGGAUUUGGAAGGCAGAUUUUUGCAGUUUGAAAAAAAUUUCGUGAAUGUCAAAGAAGCUUUGGAGGCUAAAGUUGUGACUUUAGAAACUAAAGUGGCUCGACUAGAGGCCAAAGUGGAACAACAAGAAUCGCAAAUCGCUGCCUUGAUAUUGAAGGAAAGAGAGAAAGACCAGAGUUCUUCAACCAAGAAGUUUACGAUGAGUGUUGAAUUGAAUCAAAAUUAUAAACGAAACGCCAUCUUUAGGACAUGUCAAGAGCUUCGCUCAUCAAAUCCGCUGUUGGAGUCCGGCAUGUAUUGGAUUGAUCCUGACGGCCAAGGAGUCGGCGAUGAUGCUAUCCAUGUCUUUUGUGAUAUGAAAUCAGGCAAAACGUUGAUUGGACACGACAGUGAAUCGAAAAUAGAUGUCGGAAAAUGCGCCGAGCCUGGAUGUUAUUCCAGGAAAAUCAAUUAUUACGCAACAGAUAGGCAAAUUGAAUCUUUGAUCGGAUUGUCCAAUAAUUGCAGUCAAAGGAUUUUGAUCAAUUGCAAUAAUGCGCCGUUAAAUGUCGGUGGUGUUGAGUACUCUUGGUACAAUACUAAAAGCAAGAAGAGCGAUGGAAAGCAAACAUUUUCAGACUGGUUGACAAACUGUGACUCUAGUCGAACACAAGACACAGGAAGAUUGGUGAAUUAUCAACAAAUUCUUAAUCGUCUAAAUUUUGGCGGCACCUUAAAAGGAUCCCUUCAGCACACGCUGGGAAAAAUAGAGUGUGAAGGAAAGGCAAAAAAUGAGGGAAUGCCCAAGUCGUGUGAAGACUUAUGGAGAAUGGGACACACCCUGAAUGGAAUUUUUGCUGUAAAGGGAAGUAAAAGCAUCGAAAGUCUCUACUGUGAUUUCAACAGACGGCCCAAUGAAAACGGUUUCGAGAAACGGAUUGGAUACGCCGACGUCAAAUCAGACCCCGUCCAUUUCUACGUCCAGAGAAAUUCUUCAUUUAACACAAAAUACACUCCGAUUCCGUUCCACUUCGCGAGGGUAAACGAAGGAAAUGCCAUGAAUUUGACAUCCGGGGAGUUCACAGCACCGCGACCGGGAACUUAUUUCUUUUCGUUUUCGGGAAUAGCAGAGUAUUCACAUUUACAUAAAAAUCAAGUUUUCAUGUACAUUGGGCUUUUUUUGAACGGGGUUGUUCGUAUCGGAGGGGAUUUUACUGAAGAGGGGAGUUCCUAUUAUCAUAGUAAUAAGCGGGGCCCGUUGUCAUUCCAGUCGACGUUGAACUUGGAUAAUGGCGAUAAAGUCUGGUUGCAGAUUUAUGCCUCGUCAAACGAUGUAUAUCUGCUCGAAGACAGAGAAAACCACUUCAGUCAUUUUACAGGUUUCAUGUUGGAAGAGAACAUUGUGGCGUCCCUUUGAGAUUUUGUAUUGAUCAUUUAAAAAAUGCUCACGACAAUAAUCAGCAGACAGUUGGAAUAAAAUGAAUUGUUGAAUUGGAUAACGUAAAAAAGUAAGAAAAUGGAAGGAAUAAACUUAUUCGAAUGUAAUUCAUUAAGGGCUGGGAAUUUCUCUACAAAAAUUUGUAUUUAAUUGGAGCUGUAAUGAUAAUAAUCACAGAAAUUUGCAUGUCUAUUUCCCAAAAUAAGGCAAUUUGUUACGAAAAACCCGUUUUGAUUGCCAGAUUUACCAAAGAAAAUCAAGAAAGAAUUUCUUUUUCAAAUUUGUCGCCUGUUGCAAUUUAAAAUCACAAACUUGUUAAACACGAAAAUGUUAAGAAUACAUUGCCCUAUAUCUACUU
Molecule: messenger RNA, 1890 nt
Organism: Daphnia pulex (common water flea)
Lineage: Eukaryota; Metazoa; Arthropoda; Branchiopoda; Diplostraca; Daphniidae
Exons: 6
Coding region: 45-1511 (488 amino acids)
Molecular function (GO): protein binding; extracellular matrix structural constituent
Source: RefSeq, a predicted model, not a curated record